AUGGCUUAUAACUCAACACAUGAGUAUCUUAAUAUUGUGGAUAGACUCACUGAUGUCUACAAUAUUCCAAACAAUAUUACAGAUUCAUUGUUGGGGUACCUAAAGUUUAUAUACAGAUCAGAACUUGAAGAUCGUUACAGCGCACCUAUGUUAUGGAUUGGGAUGUACAUCGCGUUAGCUUCUCUGGUUUGCAUCCUUGCCAUGGUGGCUGAUUUACUACAUGGUUUUCGCAGCAGAAUGUUAUGGUUUCCGUCAAAAUAUUUCGCAAUUAAUUCUGCUUCUCUUACGGUAAUAUCUGUUGCAUUGAAGUUACCUGUGGAUCUAACUGGUUCCAUGCCGGGUUAUGUGGACCAAAUGGCAAAGCUCGGAAGCAUGGCCUUUAUGUGUACCAUGAUGGCCAAUUUACUGCCUUGUUUAGGAACCAUGGAGAGCAAUGAGCUUUUAUCAAACCUUGCAGCUUUGUCUGUUCAAGUCAUCACCUUGGUUGUGAAUGUUUGCAUUCAAAUGCAAACGGGAGCUGUAUCCAUAUCAACCCAUAAAGAAGAUCCCCGUAUCAUACAACUUACUUCACCUACACAUAUAAGUACCCAUCCUAAUCCUGUAUUACCCUUUAUUUAUGUGAUUUUGUUAGUUUUCUUAUUGAUAGUAUAUAUAUGUUCAUCUUUGGCGAUUCUAAAAACCAAACAGAUGAUGGACUCCAAAUACCAAAAAGGUCAUGAUAUAGCUUCAAAACACAUUCAACCAUCACCAGGAGAUAUAGUAACAGUUGAUGAGCUAGAAAACCAUGUGAGAAAGCAUUGGAUGAUGGUAGAAAGUGGCAGCUGCCUCCAUUUCAUAACAGCUUGCUUUUAUACAACAUCUGCUUCUGGGGUAAUAUGUCUAUUAGUCACCAUCUUACACACUUAUACUAUGUCCGGGACUAUUAAAGCCAUGUUGGCUAAGGACUAUGAUUCGGAUUAUGGCUGGUCCAUGCUAGUAAUUCUCACAGUGCAAUCGAUUGGAGUCCUGAUUGGUACAAUUGUACCACUUUCUAGAUGUUUUGCAACCUUAAGCUUUGAAGGGUCAAUCCACUUUAAGGUCUUUAAAGUAGAACGUCAUUGGACUCAAAAGUUAAAUGAUUGGAAGCAAGCUAGUAUAAGACUCCCAUUUCUUAGUGGCAGACUGAACACAGUCAUCGAGUCUUCGAAAAGGCUAAUUAUCUACAUUUGUAUACAACUUCAGAAGGGAGUUGUGGUGUUGUGCAAGAUAAUAGCCUUGAUCCCGUUAGUGUUUCUGAUAUGCGUCUCUUAUUUCAAUUAUUUGGAUCGUUUGAAAGAUUGUUUGAAAGAUUGUUUGAAAGAUUGUUUGAAGUCCAUGUUUAGUUCAAUGAGAGAUGAUGCUAUGACCUUGGAACGUCGCCCAUAUCCAAAUAAUCCUACGCGUCCAAUUGGCUACCCAUAUAUUUUGCAUAUUGAAGAAAAUGGGAUGUGGGUUGGUGUGAGAACAAUAGAAGGCUUUUCAAAAUCAGUGAACCCAUUGAUACAAAAGGGUGCAAAAGGCCAACCCAAUUAUCUAAUAAAGCUCAUUCGAGAAAAAUCUACCCAUGGUUUUCGUGGAGUUGCAGACCAUAAUAUUCCAUCAGCACCAUUACUUGAUAUUCAAUCUUCAAAUUGUUGGAGGUUAGCUGUGGUAACCCUUACAACGAUUGCGGUUUCUCUUCCUGAAAUCGAAAAGGAGGAAGUUGAUUGCUUGUUGGAAUGUGUUAGGGAAGGUCUAGUAUAUGUCACAUUGGUGGAAAAAAGCCUGGAUGUUAUUUAUGCUCACGUAAUUCUUCAACAUGCAGCUGAAAAUUUGUGGCAAGAAAUUAGAUUCACCAAAAGAUGGUUAGGAAACGAUUUGCAAAACCCUGAUUUUCAAGAGUAUACAGUUGGACAAAUUAUUAAAUGGUACAGGGAUAAGGGUAAAGAUUACGUGAUGGAUGAAUACCGGAAAUUUAACAAUGAUCAUCCAAAGCACAGGUUUAUUUGUGGCAGCUCGAUGUACCGUAUAACCGAAUCAAUUCUGCAUACCUACAACACCAUUGAUGAUGGCACCAUGAGCCAAAAGGAACUACUUGAUAGGUUAUCAUCAAUGAUCGCCGACAUAAUCGCAGCUUGUCUCACCAACUUACCACAAAUCAUAAUAAUGAAAUGUCACUACAUGUCUGCGAUAAAGGAAAGGGAGGCCAGUGUUAAAGAUGCAGCCCAACUUCUAGGUGAGACUAGAGAAAUAAUAAGACGCCUUCAACGUCGUGGUAUUCCAAGCAUGAAUCCAAGUGACAUGCCAUUUCUUGACAAAUGGUGUGCUUAUUUUACGAAUUCCAGAUAA
Messenger RNA from Helianthus annuus (common sunflower), 2346 nucleotides. RefSeq lists its product as uncharacterized. The record is from RefSeq and is a predicted model, not a curated record. Lineage: Eukaryota; Viridiplantae; Streptophyta; Magnoliopsida; Asterales; Asteraceae. The transcript has a single exon. The coding region runs from base 1 to 2346 and encodes 781 amino acids.